AUGAAAGCUAUAAUACGUGAUCACCAAGAAAAUAGAAAUGACACUAACCACGACAGUCCCAUAGAAGCUGGUGAUAAUAGAAGCACGUCCAUAUCGCCCGUUUAUUCAAUGCCUGAUGAAGAUAGAUACCAACUAACUCAAGAACCCGAGCAAAGACGUAGCGACAAUGCAGAAAUGACUCCAGAUAUAGACAUUAUUGACUUGACUAAUAUUGAAGAUGAGGAAAAUUUCAAUAAUAAAGACACAAAUACCCAAACAGGAUUAGAAUAUAAUAUUGAAGUUGAAAUACAUAGAGGUAUAUCCAAGUUAUCUUUGCAAGAUAUUGAACGUAGUUUGGAGGAUAAAACUGAAGAUACACAAUGUUCGCAAAGUAUAUUAAACAAUUUUGAAAAUAUUGAUUAUGUUCAGCAGAAUAAAAUAAAUAGUAUUAUAACUGAACCGACUGUUUCUGCAAGAGUUCUAAGCAAUAUCAAUAAACCUAACAACGUAUUCCAGACUAGUCACUUGUGCAAAAGUGUAUCUGCUAAUAAAAACAAAAAUAAUAAGAAAUCCCGUAUUAAAAUAAAGAAAGGGACAGUUCCAGAAAGACCCAAAACUGUUUGCAAAACAAAAGAUAAUUUGACUAAGACCACAGCUGCCGUUGAAACUGGCGUAGAAGGCGUCAAAGUUUAUGUUUUAAAUAAUAAGAAAUCAAACUCAAACAAAUGUUCCAUCACAAACAAUUUUGAAAGUCAAAGACAAACUUGUCAAGACACCAAAAGGACUUGUACUAUAAAUACUUUGAAUCAAAAUGAACACGUAACCCAAACUCCCCAAAAUAAAGUAGAUAAGUCAAUUCGUAGCUCCGAAGUAACUUUAUCAGACUGUAUUACUCCAACCAAUUCAUACCACGAACUAACAAAAAGCAGCUAUUUAACUACCUGUGAUAACAACCCGAAGGCAUACAUUAAUACACAAAAUGCACCAAAUUCAAAAGCCAUUCUUCAUUCAUUCAAAUCUGUAGCUUCUAAAAAGAUAAGAACACAUCGCAAAAAGAAAGAUACCGUUAUUGCCAAAAAUACACCUACACUGAAAAUAAAAAAUAAAAAAGAGAUCAUAACAUCAUCUGAUUCAGAGCAAAACAAGAAUGUACCAAUUUAUAAUGAAAACGUUAUCGAUGAUCUAUCGUGGAUAGAAAAUAUAAGGUACGUCAGGGAAAUUGCUGCAGACGAAAGCGACUGUAAACUGCAAUUAGAAGAUGAUUUUUGGGACAAUUAUUAUUUGCCCGCCAACUGGGGUGACAACCAAUUUGCGUAA
Molecule: messenger RNA, 1296 nt
Organism: Spodoptera exigua (beet armyworm)
Lineage: Eukaryota; Metazoa; Arthropoda; Insecta; Lepidoptera; Noctuidae
Source: the annotation of a GenBank genome assembly